AGUGGUUGAACGGUUUUCCUCGUAGAUCGCGUGUAGACCAGUUGAACGGUUUUCAGAUCAAUCCAAUUUAUUGCUAAGCCAUUAGGUCUUCUCUAAGGUGUGGGGGCGUUUCGGUUAGCGUGACCUUGGUGCCGAAGAAAAUGUUUGUUUUGCCAACGGAAGAGUACUUCUUCGUUUUCGCCUUCUUGUACCAUUGAUUUGGGUGAUGGUGGUUAUGGCACAGACAAUGGCAACGGCCAAACAAACGCGCUGAAGAUGCACCAGACCGGAAACGAAGGGCAAUGUUUAAAUAGAGUGUGCUGUUUUUUCAAGUUCCCAUGAGAAUACACGUGUCGGUCGUGUGAAAAUGUUUGCUAAAAGUUUCAAAGAAUUCUAAAUGAACGAAAUUCUGAAAGUGAUGGUGCGUUGUGACCAGAGGAAAUCGAAAACUAUUUCGACACUACGCAACAAUUGAUUCGACGAUUGUGCAAAGGUUAAUUAGUGACGGAUUGGUGCUCAUCAGAAAAUAUCUCUUCCGCAAAUUUCAAACGGUUUUCCCCCGGAUAACGAACAAAACAAAAAAAAAGUAUCUGAAGCUUAAUGAAACAACCCUGAAAAUCCGCUAAAAAAUGUUGAUUGGUCAUUUCGAUUGGCGAUAGAUCGCCAAGCUUAGUGGCUUCGGAUGACGACGCGCAAUUUUCCACCCGCACGUUCAAUACAAUCGCCACAGCUUCAACAACAAGCAUCAUAACGACGACCACAACAUAUAUGUUUCGUAAACAUAGCACCAGUGCGGACCAGAACAAAACAAAAAACGGAAUAGAACACAGAUCACUGAUCCAUUCAUUCGCCACAGCCAACCGAACCUGCGGACCUGGAAAAAGUGAAAAGUGUGGUGUGUGUGCCGCCCGGCGAAGCGAAGCACGAGCUCAGACUCAUCAGCAGCUACGCUAUAGACGAUCAACGAGAGUGAUCGGCGGUCAGUCAGCAUGUCGAACCCAAUCAGUUCCAAUAUUUUAUCAACUGGAAAUCGCCAUUAGUGUCGAAGUCAUGAUCGCAACUGGAUCAUUAGUUUUCAUAUUCCAGCUUUUUGCUACGUGGUGUACAGCACAGGCCCAAAUUCAGGAUGUCACCAUCGUGCUCAGUCAGGGGACGAUCGUGGGGCUCAAAGUGUUCCCAGAAACGUCACGGAUACCGGUCUUCACCUAUCUUGGUAUUCCGUAUGCAAAACCACCCGUGGACGACCUUAGAUUCUCGCCCCCAAUACCAAGUCCCGGAUGGAACCGAACACUGUACGCACGAGAUUUCAAACCUAUCUGUCCACAAUUGGAGAACAACAGCUACGACGAUGUGGACUCUCAAGGCCACUACAAGUUUCGUGAAACCAGCGAGGAUUGUCUCUACUUGAACAUCUGGAUGCCGGAGACGGCCAUCCGUUACGGAGGUUUCCCGGUGCUAGUCAUGGUCACCGGUGAAGAGAUGGCCUUCGAUUGGACAGUCAAUCGGGCUACCGGUCUGGAUCUCGCCUCCGAUGGGAUCAUCGUAGUAACGGUUCAGUAUCGAACUAAUGUGUUCGGAUGGCUAUCUCUUGGGCAGAAGUACGCCCCGGGGAAUCUUGGACUUCUCGAUCAGCAAUUGGCUCUGGUUUGGAUUAAGGAUAACAUUCAGAAAUUCGGGGGCGACACCAACAGAAUCACUUUGCUGGGUCACGGAACCACUGGAGGCCCAAAUGUAAUGACCCACAUAGUUAGCCCCAUGGCUCGAGGUCUAUUUUCCAAGGCGAUCAUUAUGUCGGGAACCGUGUUUUCACCUUACUGCCGCGUGAACACAGAUCGCAGAUUAUCAGACGAAGUUGUUAAGAUCAUGGCCUGUAACUACGACAUCGGUCGUAACGUUCUCAAGUGUUUGCAACAAAAAAGCGUCCACGACUUACUUAAGGCUUACGAGUACGUCUACCGCAGCGGAAACUACACAAUCAAUCUAGGGCCGAUCGUGGAUGACUAUCUACCGGCGAUGGAACGGUAUGUCAUGGACGACCCGCGGGCCCUAUUCUCAUCGAAAUCAUUUAUCAUAGAAGAUAUGCCGAUCAUGUUCGGCAUUACCAGUAACGAAGGUGGCUUCAUGCUGAAUAGAUGGCUGGACUUUGCCAAACAGGGUCUGGAUUAUCUGCGGAAAUACGUCAACGAGACGAUGGUGCCGAACAUUUUGGAGCAGUACAACUUCGAUGGAGUAGGACGGGAUCAGAUACGCGAAACCAUUAAUUGGCGAUUCUUCGACCAAAUCCCUGAAACCACUGCGCACCUGCUCCAUUCCAUCAUCAAGCUCACUACGGAAACCAAGUUUGAAAUUCCAUUUUUCAAAACACUUGAGGUAUUCAGUAUGGCCGUAGACCAAGAUGUCCAGGAAGAUGCUUCGAAACCGGAAGAAUCUCUUAACCAACUAGCUCUUCGGGGUGGGGGAAACUUGUACGUCUACCUCUUCCAUCACUCCAAUUCGAUGGACAUGCGAGGCAAGAUCAACUACUUUGGUGGAGCAUCGCACUCCUCGGACUUACCAUUUCUGAUGGGACCAAGUUUGUUCCAGGAGAUCGGUCGCAAACGACUGUCUCAAUCUGAGGACAAACUAUGCAAGAAAAUUCGAGCGUUGUUCAGCGAAUUUAUCAAAGUUGGUGAUCCCACGCCCGGUCGAAAGAUCGACUCAUGGAAACCCUACACUGAGGGCCAGAAGUACAUAAAACUUAUCUCCACACGAGCGGAGAAUCUUUUCCAGAACGACAAACAUAGUAUGGACGCCAGCUUUGAGGACAACAUUCAAACUAUUGAAAAUAAACUCCUGAACGUCAAUCAGGAUGAUGCCUCCCCUCAUGAGAACCCCUACCUCUUGGGGCGUGUUAACCUUGACGACCAGGAGAGCUCCCGCUCAUCCAAAAGCGCCGUCUUUGCAGAUAACACCAAAGAUUCCGAGUAUAUCCAUUAUCUUCGCCGCAUCGACAGCUUCUGGUACGGGUUUCUACCUAAGCUGUCCCAGAUUAUGAACGCCACCGAUCAGGAACGGCUGCGGAACCGACGAAUCGAUCUCAUACUGGAAGACGAGCAAGAGCUCUUUCGCGAGUCGUCGGAGGCCUCCCGCUACAAGCAUGCCUUUUUCUCUAUGCUAACGCUGGUCUGUAUGUUGCUGGCCGUCCUAUGCUUGUGCGUCUACAUGUUAAAGAAAAAUACGAACAAAAACUUCACCAAUAUCUUAUGACACAAG
This is a messenger RNA of Armigeres subalbatus, 3231 nucleotides long. RefSeq names its product liver carboxylesterase 1F-like. Gene Ontology annotation, molecular function: signaling receptor activity; neurexin family protein binding. Gene Ontology annotation, biological process: chemical synaptic transmission; neuron cell-cell adhesion; presynaptic membrane assembly. The record is from RefSeq and is a predicted model, not a curated record. The coding region runs from base 748 to 3225 and encodes 825 amino acids. Lineage: Eukaryota; Metazoa; Arthropoda; Insecta; Diptera; Culicidae. Gene Ontology annotation, cellular component: postsynaptic membrane; plasma membrane; synapse. The transcript is spliced from 6 exons.